AUGGGUACCAAGUUACAUUUUAGUACAGCUUUCCACCCACAGACUGAUGGACACUCGGAAAGAACCAUUCAGACCUUGGAAGACAUGUUGAGGUCUUGUGUAUUACAGUUGAAAGAUAAUUGGGAUACUCACCUUACUUUGGUGGAGUUUGCUUAUAACAACAGUUACCAUUCAAGCAUUGAGAUGGCUCCGUAUGAGGCUCCGUAUGGGAGGAUGUGUAGAACUCCUGUUUGUUGGAAUGAAGUGGGUGACAAGAAAGUGGAAAAGGUAGACAGUAUCCGAGCCACAACUGAGAAGGUGAAGAUGAUCAGAGAGAAGUUGAAAACCACACAAGACCAACAGAAGAGUUAUGCGGAUAACAGGUCCAAGGAUCUUGAGUUUGCAGUUGGGGAUUGGGUGUUCUUGAAGCUAUCUCCAUGGAAGAGUGUGAUGAGGUUCGGUAAACGCGGGAAGUUAAGCCCUCGUUAUAUUGGACCUUAUGAGAUCACCGAGCGCAUUGGGCCAGUUGCCUAUAGACUUGCCUUACCUACAGAGUUGUCCCGGAUCCAUGACGUGUUUCAUGUGUCCAUGUUACGGAAGUACAUGCCUGAUCCUUCCCAUGUUCUGGAACACCAACCUGUGGAAUUGAGUGAAUAUUUGACGUACGAGGAGCAACCUGUACAGAUCUUCGAUAGAAAGGAACAAAGGUUGCACUCCAGAUCCAUUCCUGUAGUGAAGGUGUUGUGGAGAAGUCAAACUGUUGAAGAGGCUACUUGGGAACCCGAGGCGCAGAUGCGGGCCAAAUACCCUUAUCUCUUCAAUUGA
Molecule: messenger RNA, 804 nt
Organism: Prunus armeniaca (apricot)
Lineage: Eukaryota; Viridiplantae; Streptophyta; Magnoliopsida; Rosales; Rosaceae
Source: the annotation of a GenBank genome assembly